ACACACACACACACACACACACACUCAAGAGACUCAUCCACCACGCACCGACUGAAAUGCCCACGGUCCGUUAAAAGCAGCGGUUCUGGCUGUGGAAUUAAAACAAAAAGAAACAAUGCGGACUCGCUCUUAUUCCUGAGGAAUUGAACGCAAGACGAGCAAGAGGAAAAAAAAACGGGGUGCCCGAGAGAGUGAUGUCGGCAGGCGAGGAGCGGGAUGGUGAGGCGGCAGCGCCCGUGUACGUGUACGAGUCCAAGGUGCACUGUGCCAACGUGCUGUUGAACCUGGAGGAGCAGCGACGGCAGGGCGUCCUGUGUGACGUGACCGUGCUGGUGGAGGGCAGGGAGGUGCGCGCGCACAGGGCCGUCCUCGCCGCCAGCAGCCGCUACUUCCUGCAGGCCCUGCUGGGUCACAACGGGUUGCCAGUCGAAACGGAGACCAUCAUUAACCUGCCAGACAAGGUGACAGCUAAGGGUUUUGCUCCCCUGCUCCAGUUCGCCUACACAGCCAAGCUGGUUUUAAGUCGGGAGAACAUCCACGAGGUCGUCCUGUGCGCUGACUUCCUGGGCGUUCACAAUUUAGAGGACUCUUGUUUUCGGUUCCUCCAAGCCCAGUUACAGAACGACAGCCAACACGCCAGUAAUGGCAAGGAGGAAUAUGACGAUGACAUCACGGCGGAGGAUGCCAGCUUUUCUGAGGCCAUAUCUUCGGAUGAUUCUGCAGAGUCGAGGCAGCAGACCAAUCACGUAGCAAGCGCUGCGUCGCUUCCCGCUGACCUUGCUCAGUGUCCUAAAUACAGGAAGUAUCAGUACCAGAUCUCCGAUGACAAGCACAACGGAGAAGACCAUCAUAGCGGUGAUGACGUCAUUUUGGCCAACCAUACCUCAGUCAGCCCCGUGAGCUCCCAGCUCAGAGGCAGCAGCGGUGCUCCACACACUCCUCUCACACCCUCCAGGAUCAAAGAGGAACCAUUUGUGUUUGAGGAAGAAGGAGAUGAAAGGAGUGGUUGCAACCCAGACUUGUGUACCGAGGAGGUACUGGAGAUGGAGCUUGAGGUAGAAGGGGUUCCAGUAGCAGCCGAGCACUCUCCGAGCCGAGGGUCACCCUCUUCCUGCCUGCGCUCCUAUCUGCAGAGAGGCGGCCUAGAUCUCAGCGGCGUGCCCAGCACCACCAUCCAGCAGCUACUCACCAACAGACUUUCCCUCAGCCACUACAAGGAACUGGUCAAAGACCGGCAGAGGGAUAAGAGGGACUCUCUGGGUCGAGUGGCCCUCAAGACCGGCAGCGCUGAUGUCACACCGACAGCGCUUACUGGCAAGAACAUGGAAAGGCCGGUGUCCAAAGCGUCCUCCUCCAAACAUGAGAGGGAGCUCGACAGAGCCAGUGUCAUUUUCUCCUCAGCAGCUGGCGAGCAACAAAUGUUGGCUCAUUCUUACAUGGAUGAUACGUUCAGAGAAGAGGUCACAACCCUGAUGCAGGUGGAAGCUCCUUCUUCUGGUCGGUCAUGCCUCACCACCAGCUGCCCUGUUCCCAUCAAGACAUCAGCCCACUCCCCUUCCCCUUCCGAGCCCCGAACCCAGACCUCCAGCUCCCGCUCCUCCUUCUCUUACCCAGAGGACGCAGGCAGCGGCAGCUCGCCUUUCAACCUUCCCCAGUUUGACUUCUCCUCAUCGCCUCACUCAGGCUCCACCUCUGGACUCCCUCACUGCCUGGCUGGGGCAAUGGAGCAGAGGAACCCCCUCAGCGGUGAGCUGGUCUUCUCUCAGGGUUGCACCAAUAUCAAAAGUGAACAGGGGUUCGGGGCCAGUGGGGGCAACUCUAGCGACGAAUCCGGCUCCUUCUCAGAGGGAGACAGCGAAAGCGGCGUCUCCAGAAUCUCCGGCCCUGAGGUGAAGCUGCCCUUCCCCGUGGACCACAUCACCAACCUGCCACGCAACGACUUCCAGAUCCUCAUCAAGAUGCACAAGCUGAACUCGGAGCAGCUGGAGUUCAUCCACGACAUCCGCCGACGCAGCAAAAACCGCAUCGCCGCCCAGCGCUGUCGCAAGAGGAAGCUGGACUGCAUCCAGAACCUGGAGGGCGAGAUCCGCAAACUGGUGUGCGAGAAGGAGAAGCUGCUGGGCGAGCGCAACCAGCUGAAGGUGUGCAUGUCGGAGCUGUGGCAGAACCUCUCCUUCCUCUCCCAGCAAGUGUGCGGGGACGGGACACCUCCCGUCUCCGCCAGCAUCGACCUCACGUCCAACCCGCCGUCGCCGUCUUCUGACGAGGGCUCGAGGUCACCCGCGUCUCCACAAGGCGAUACGGGGCGUCUGUCCGACGGGGGUCCCGGUCAGGGGGGCCUGGAGGAGUCAGGGCUCGGGCAGGAGAACCCCGAGUGUCCACUGGAGCUGGGAUCCACAGAGGAGGUAUGUAGCCCAACCGUGACAGUGGAUUUCUGUCAGGAAAUGACUGAGAAAUGUACAACAGAGGAGCAGAAGAGACACAGCUGCACUUAGCGUCUGGUGGCAGUACUGCUCUUGAUCUUUAAAGUCUUUUUUUUUCUUCUUCCUUUUUUUGUAAUGGAUGACACAAGCGUUGUCUUAUCAGCAAUACUGUUCAACAGGUAUUUUUGGACUGGAGAUAAAACAGAAGCACUGGCAGCUUUCUUUCUUUCUGUGUCUCAUCCUGACUUUUCUUCCUGUCAGCUUCCCGUCCUCUCUCGUGCAUCAUGGGAGGUUAAACUCAGGAAUCCCUCAGAAUGUUCAGUAGUGUCCCCGUUAACAUGUACAUGCACUUUGCUUUACAGUCCUGUGGCACCUUGAUAAGUACUGUGGUUCUUACAAUUGAUUUGUAGUCAAUAUAAGUAAGCAAUAUAUAAGCAAAUCAUUCUAAUAAUAAUUUAAGUUUCAGCGCUUCUGGUUCACUAAAGCAGUGGUCGUGUAGGUAAAUAUGCUUAUUCCCUUUCUUUCUGAGAGUGAGAUGUUGUGAUGGUUUUCAAUCUCGCGUCUGUGUGUUAAGUACGAAGGUGGAGACAGGACAUGGUUAGCCUAGCUUAGCAUAAAGCAUGGAAGCUAGGUGAAACAGCUAGCCCGGCUCCAUCUAAAGGGAAACAAACAACAUGUUUAUUUUGU
Molecule: messenger RNA, 3110 nt
Organism: Cyclopterus lumpus (lumpfish)
Lineage: Eukaryota; Metazoa; Chordata; Actinopteri; Perciformes; Cyclopteridae
Gene: bach2a
Product: BTB and CNC homology 1, basic leucine zipper transcription factor 2a
Exons: 5
Coding region: 195-2495 (766 amino acids)
Biological process (GO): regulation of transcription by RNA polymerase II
Molecular function (GO): DNA-binding transcription factor activity, RNA polymerase II-specific; protein binding; RNA polymerase II cis-regulatory region sequence-specific DNA binding
Source: RefSeq, a predicted model, not a curated record